Molecule: messenger RNA, 690 nt
Organism: Giardia duodenalis
Lineage: Eukaryota; Fornicata; Diplomonadida; Hexamitidae
Product: RNA polymerase I subunit A43
Exons: 1
Coding region: 1-690 (229 amino acids)
Source: RefSeq, a predicted model, not a curated record
AUGUCAUUUAUCACGGAACAGAGUGCCAUUCUCCGCUUAGCCGUGCUACCGCACGGUCUUUCUGACAUGAUAAAAGCAUCAAAGGCGCAUUUAAAUCAAUAUCUUUUUAAUCUGCUACCAACGACUCAGUCCCUCUUAUUGGGUUAUAAGGACAUCGAACUUAUAGGAGAAACAGCAGCACUAACGUACCAUUCGUCUCAUGUUCACUUUACAGCGCGGUGCACGCUCUUGCUCUUCAGGCCGGAACCAGAGAGCCUUAUACAUGCAACGAUAAAGCAUACGUGGCCUCGCUUUAUCUACCUUCUCUUUCGCGGCUCACUACCCGUUUAUGUUUCCGAUCCAGGUGUGAGGUACAUCUAUAAACAGGGUGUCUAUUGUGAUAAGGACACCGGAGAGCAGCUUACAACGGACAUGGUGCUUCAGGUGCGCGUGAAAUCUUUCGGGGUGCGGAAGGGAUCAUACGCGAUCACUUGUUCAAUGGAUGACCCGGAGUAUCGCAUUGUAAGCAAGCCAGAGCCUGUUGCCACAGAAGCAGAGACCAGUAUCUACGAUGGAGUGGACAGCGUGUCUACAGUCUGUCAAGACCCAGGUGGGCCAUACUACGAUGCAGACGAGUAUGAGGCGAUAGGUGAUGAAAAGAAGGAAAUCGACGCAGACUUCUAUCAGGACCCUAUCAGUGACCAGGUUUAG